Molecule: messenger RNA, 1229 nt
Organism: Tarenaya hassleriana
Lineage: Eukaryota; Viridiplantae; Streptophyta; Magnoliopsida; Brassicales; Cleomaceae
Product: fasciclin-like arabinogalactan protein 3
Exons: 1
Coding region: 152-1000 (282 amino acids)
Cellular component (GO): plasma membrane
Source: RefSeq, a predicted model, not a curated record
CAAUAGAAAAUGUCUCUCCACCAUUCAUCACAUAACCACCUCUCUUGAUUCUUUUUUAUAUAUAAACCCUACAAACCAUUUUCCCCAUUUUUGUGGGGAAGAAGAAGAAGAAGAAGAUUAAAGAAGAAUAAAUAAAAGAAUAAAAAAAAAAAUGGGUCUCAAGGGCUCUUCCUCCUCCUCUUCUUCUUUCCUAUUGCUCGCCAUCUUAAUCGUCUUCUCCUCCACCACCAUCUCAGCCGUUAACAUCACCAGAGUCCUUGAGAAAUACCCUAAUUUCAGCACCAUGAAUGACCUCUUCACCAGGACCGGUCUGAACGUGCCCAUCAACAAACGCCAGACGAUAACCAUUCUCGCGGUCGACAACGACGCCAUGGGCUCUAUCUCGGGUAGACCCGAGGAAGAGAUCAAGAACAUUCUCAUGAACCACGUGGUUCUUGACUACUAUGACGAGAUCAAGCUCAAGGGUCUCAAGGACAGGAGCACGUUGCUCACUACUCUGUAUCAGACCACUGGUUUGGGACAACAACAAAACGGUUUCCUCAACUGUACCAAGAUGAAUGGGAAGAUAUUCUUUGGAUCAGGAGUAAAGGGUUCACCUUUGAACGCUCAGUACGUUAAUCCCGUGUUCCAAAACCCUUUCAACUUGUCCGUGGUUCAGAUCAGCAUGCCCAUUGUGGCUCCUGGGCUCGGGUCUCCGAUUCAGGCUCCUCCCCCACCACCCUUCACUCCGCCACCGGCCCCGGCUCCCAAGAAGGGAGGAAAGGCUCCGGCUCCCGGGCCAAGUGAGGAAGAUGAUUACUCAGACUCUGCCCCGGAAACUGCACCUGCCCAAGCACCUUCGGAAGAUGAUUCUCCAGCUCCCGCACCAAGCAAUGAAGGUAAGAAGAAGAUGCCAGCGGCUGAUGAGAGCGAACCACCCGCAUCUGCUGCUUCCAGUGCUGGUUUGAGCUUUGGUGUUGCGCUCCUGCUCGGGUUGGUGGCUAGCUUUGCUGGGUUCUGAAGAUGAAAAAGGCGGCACGGGUAAAGGAAAAUAAAGAUGAAACACACCUCAGGGUUUUCUGUAGUUGAAACAUGGAGAGAUAUGAUCAUAGGAAGUGGGUGAAAACACAUGGAAUUUCCUACUCACAUUAACCACACACCAUAUGUCCCAUUAUCUGCUCGAGAAUGAGAAUGUGAUGUUUGUCCCGUGGAGUUUAUAAUGCAAAACUGUAACUAUAUGUUCGUAGCUA